This is a messenger RNA of Soboliphyme baturini, 918 nucleotides long. The record is from the annotation of a GenBank genome assembly. NCBI's taxonomy places the organism in Eukaryota, Metazoa, Nematoda, Enoplea, Dioctophymatida, Soboliphymatidae.
UUGGGUUUACCUCUGAUUUUAUAUAAACGAGAUUUUAUUAAGUUUGUUUUCCAGAAUGGACGAUCUGCUGCACUGCCCGACUCACAAUACGUCAAUCGCAAUCAACAGCUGCGAAUAGCGGAAGUUAAAGAACAUCACCAAGGCCACUACAUCUGCGUCGCUGAAAAUAAAGCGGGAUGUGAUGAAAAACACAUCACAGUUGACUUCAAUGUUGGAUAUUUAGUGCCACCAAAUAUGACCAGAAGAUAUGAUAGAAAUUUUGCUGUCCUCGAAUGUCCAAUUGAAGCUCACGAGCCGCCGACAUUAAUGAUCAUUAACUGGACGAAAAACGGCGUCGCUAUAAAGCCAACUUCAAAGAUUCAGAUUUCUGACGACAGUCGCAAACUUUCCAUUAUCGAGGCUAAGUUAGCUGACUCAGGCCGAUACACGUGCCUAGCAGUGAAUAGUGCAGGCCAAGAUGUGUUUGAAGUUGACGUCUUCGUCAUCGGUCAGAAGUUAACCAUUUGGAAGAAAAACGAUAAAGAGCUGACGGAAAGUGCAAAUCGCCGCAUCUCAAUGAACGAUGGCGGUGUGUAUUCUUGCUUGGCUGAAAAUAAACUUGGUCGACUGGAAUGGACUACCGUCGUGCGAGUGGUCUCUGCUCCAAAAAUCGUUCGAAAGUUCUCAAGGAUUAAAGUUGCCGUCAAUAGCAGUGUAACAAUACUGUGUGGGGCUACAGGCCACCCAACGCCAGUUUUAAAGUGGUUAAAAAACGGUCAGAAGUUAAAUAUGGCUUCCUUUCACACGAACAAUGGGGGUCAGUCAAUUUUCAAAGCUAAAGUCACCGUCGAAGAUAGCGGAUACUAUACCUGUAUGGCUACAAACCGUCUGGGGUCGGAUCACCAUUCGACCGCUCUGAUUAUACUUGGUAAGUUAUAA